AUGGAAGUGGACAUGGGACAAAAUCACUUCCAUUUUAGUGCUGAGAAGUAUAGCCCUAGCCGGAUUUCUGUUACGAACGUACAACACGAUAACAUCCAUCUUGAGCCUAGUGUCCCAAACAAUAAUGCAGCCGAUACUCCAAUAUUUGAUGUUGGGGCUGCACCAUUAGAUGAGAUGUUGGAGGACCCGUUACAUGGUACAGAUGCUAAUAAUAUUGCAGACGUUGACAAGGGAACGUCAUCACAUUCUAGGAGUUCGGAUACAUACCAAUGGAUUACAAGUAUGAAUACAUCAAAUCUUGUUGAACGGCAAAUAUUCUUCAGCAAGAAAGAACUGUACUCGAAAAUUCGUGUACUUGCUUUGCAUGACAACUUCCAAUUUAAGGUCAGCAGGUCAAAUUUUCGUCGUAAUGCACAUCGGCAUGCCACUACUUCUGUAAUUGUCGAGCAUAUUUUGGAAAAAUUGGAUAAUCUGUAUCGAUCGUAUGAUCCUACCGCUAUUGCACGUCACAUGGAAUGCGAGUUUGGUGUAAAAAUAAGUUAUCAAAAAGCACAUAGGGGGAAGGUGGUUGCUUUACAUAUGUUAUAUUGUAUACCGGGGUACAAUUUUCAAAAACUAUUGUCAUAUUGUCACGUCCUAGGAGAGAGUAACCCGAGGACAGUAAAUUACAUCGAAGUUGAUGCCUGUAACAUGUUUUAUUACUUUUUCCGAACUUUCGGUGCAAGUAUUCGUGGUAACAUGCACUAUUUGAGGCCCGUUAUUUAUGUUGACAGUAGUCACUUGAAAGGUCCAUACAAAGGUACACUUCUACUGGCAACCGACCAAGAUGCCAACAAACAGAUUUAUCCCUUAGCAUGGGAGAUCGUCGAUGUCGAAACAAAUAGAUCGUGGACGUGGUUUCUGUCGAACUUGAAAGAGCUAAUGGAAGACUCAGAUGAAUUGGUUUUUGUUUUCGACCGGGAAAAAGUAUUUCUAAUGCCAUUGCUCACCUAUUUCCUCUGUCUCACCAUGGGUAUUGUAUCUGGCAUCUAG
Olea europaea var. sylvestris is the source of this 1032-nucleotide messenger RNA. RefSeq lists its product as uncharacterized. Bases 1 to 1032 code for a protein of 343 amino acids. The transcript has 3 exons. NCBI's taxonomy places the organism in Eukaryota, Viridiplantae, Streptophyta, Magnoliopsida, Lamiales, Oleaceae. The record is from RefSeq and is a predicted model, not a curated record.